Molecule: messenger RNA, 3257 nt
Organism: Pomacea canaliculata
Lineage: Eukaryota; Metazoa; Mollusca; Gastropoda; Architaenioglossa; Ampullariidae
Exons: 3
Coding region: 118-549 (143 amino acids)
Biological process (GO): regulation of synaptic transmission, cholinergic; positive regulation of voltage-gated potassium channel activity; sleep
Source: RefSeq, a predicted model, not a curated record
CGCCCGGUAGGUGUCGCCUGCGUCAACUGCCCUUCCGCUUCUCGCGAGUUUGAUCACAGGAAGACAACACAUAAGUUCAGCUUGUUUAUCAAGAAGGUUCCUUCAUCAACCUGAGAAAUGACGAGCGUGCCGAGAAAAAGCUGGCAUUUUGUCGUCGUUGUCCUGAUUGUCUGUUUGACAGGUUCAGUGAAGGCAUAUAACUGUUACCAGUGUAAUUCAACUCUGGACAACAACUGCCAAGAAAAGUGGGAUAACUCACUGAGCACAAACAGUGAGAAAUACAAACCCUGCAGCCUUUGGGAUACCAAAUACUGCAUCAAAGUCACAGGAUUAUGGGGAGGGGUUGUAGGCACUCAUCGCUUCUGUAGUUCCCGGGAUAUGGGUGACCAGUGCCAAGACAUCUGGUUCCCUGACCACGACCGCAUGUACCGUGCUUGUGUUUAUACCUGUUCCAGUGAAGGAUGUAACUCAGCAUCAGGAUUAUCUGCCUUUCCUGCAAUUCUUGGUGCCGCUAUUUGGUUGGCUUUGCAUGUCCUGAGAAAGUUUUGAUUAGUGAGUGCCUUUGAUAUAGGAAUAGACAUGCAUGUUCGAAUACAGAUUGUGGAUGGAAGAAAGAAGGCAGGGAAAAACUAGAAUAGAAUGUUUUUGACUUUUACAAUAUUUUGUGUGCAUGGAUGUGAGCAUGUAUCUACACAUGUAUAUUUGGUGUGUUUGAGAGAGAGAGAAAUUGCUUAUAUUGUUGCAUGUUAAGCCAUUUAUGAACGUUUGUUUAGACUGGUAAAGAAGUGUAAUUUGUUUUUCGUUUGUAAAUUUGUGUUGUAAUCAUAAUGACACUUUGACAGCCUGCUAAAUUUAGCUGUUUGGGAAAAAUGAAAAUAUAGUUUGCCUUGGCUUAAAAAACACAAAGUAGUGAUUGAAUUCAUAAACAUUUUAGAAAAAUAACAGUUAAUAUGAAAAUAGGCCAAAUGUGUAAAGCCAUGCAAGUCUUUUUCUUUUUUUAAAGUGCUAUGUGUAUAUAUAGAUCUGGUUUUUAGUAUAUUUGAAUGUCUUAUAUCAGACAGUUCCUUGUUAUUUUCAUGCUGGCUUUACAUUAUGACAGUGUUGUAAAUACAGUAUGGGAUACCAGCUGAAUUUAUUGUGUUUAAAAUAUCAUUUUUGCUUUCAUGCUAACAAGUCGGAUCCUUAGCACAAUGCCAAGGUGGCUUCCACUUGUGCAUAUAGAUAAACACAGAUUCAUCUUUUAAAGAGCAUCAACAAUUUAGCAGCUCUUUAGAUAAAGGUCAUAAUUUUGAUUAUAAUUAUGUUCUAUUUCUUUAACAGAGAAUGAAUGAUAGAUGUUUUGAAACGAUUCUCAGAUAAUUGUCAAUGCAAGUUCUAAAACAAAUCUUAUUCAUUGGCAUUUGAUGCAAAUCCAUGUAUUUUUAUACGCAGCUCAUGCAAGUACUUUAAGGGUGUGAAUGAAUAGUGCCUUGCCAUGUGACCACGUGAGUGUGAGAGAAAAAAGAUGUUGUUCAUUUGACAUAUCCCACAACUUGAAAAAUUUCUUCUCAUGCAGUUAUUCCAGUUUAUGAAAUGUAUAUAUAAAGUGUAAAUAAUGUACAGUUUUGUCUAAACCAUUUUCAUUUUAGCCUUGGUAAAUCAUAUUAUACAUUAUUCUACAUACCAUAGAGAGUCUGCUGAAAUUUAAUACGUAUAUUUUUAUCACCAAAGCGAUGUCUAUGGUGUUUAAGUAAUGCUGCAACAUAAACUAAAUCCCUAAAUCAUGUGCUGUCAUUGUGAAUUCAUGAUUAGCACUUAAAGUAUGACACUAAGGUUGAGGUUGUAUGCCAUACAUUUUUUUAUAUAUAUUAUUAUCGCCUGUUAACUAGCCUGUACACUAGCUCAUUUCCAGUUUAUGUCAGAUUUGUGCAGAAUGUAUAAAAUUUUAAUUCUUUUUGAAAAAGAAAAUUGGACAAAAGUUUUUGGGUUUUUUUUAUUUAGCACUUGCAGUGGAAGAGAGUGCACAAGAUUGGUCUUUUCAAUUAUCUACCUCUUAACUCCCUUUUGCCACAUCCAAAGUCUAACAGCAUGUAAUUAUAAGUAAUGUAACUUUUGUUCUUAAACAUAUGCAGUAUGGGUUGCUCUGUAACUUGAAUGUAAGGUAUGUGAGCGCUCGCUCUGUCAUAGAUAUAAAGAGAAUAAGAGAAUUUUGGUUUCUGUUAUGCUUGAACACUGACCAUGAUAAAGUUUAAUUUUUAAUGCGUAAUAUAGAGUGACCCCUUAUAAAUUAAUACAAGCAUUACUUUAAUAUCCAUGGUAACAAGAGGGUUUAGUUUUUAUAAACACCAUAUAUGAAUAAGGAUUUCUAGUUAACAUUUUUAAAAGUAAUUCAUAAAAGAACUGUUAGACAUGUAAUUAGGCAAGUUUAGAAAGUAUGAAAACGAAAUAGAUGUCUAAUUGAAUUAUUUUAGAGGUGCAAGGGAACAUUUUAUUGUAAAGGUAGAAAAAGACAAAAGCUUAAGUUUUAUAACGGUGUAGCAUGGUUGUCUCCCUUGAGAUGUCAGGCCAAUUGAAGUGUGUUUUGGAAAGGGUAGGUUCGAAGUGACGGACUCCAAUGAGUCAACUACUUAAUGAUUUUGAUUGUUGGCACAAUUUUCCUUUUGCUGACAGAUCAGCCAGUUUGACUUGGAUCAAAAUCUUAAAGUCUGUGUGUGCAUGUAUGGUGCAAUUGUCACCAUAGUUGUGACAGUGAAAAUAAAGUUCUUAAAACUGUUCACAAGGUGAAGUGAACAUCACCUUUUCCUUAAUCUUUGGAAAGUAGUUUUCCAUUAUUAUGUCUUUUCCCUGGUCUAUGCAUGCUUUUUUAUGAACUUAAUCUCCAUGUUCAAAUUAGUGAACUUGUGACUAUCAAUACACAGUUUAAGUGAAGCAUUUAAUUGGUCAAAUGUAUUCAUACUCAAAUUUUAUUGUUACAUGUUUUUUUUAUUAGCAUUACACAGGAAAUAAUUUGAUCUGAAUAGAUUGAGGCUAUGGGUAUUGACUUGACAAAUGUAGUUUUAGCAAAUUUAUGGGUUAUUUUUUAAAACUGUUGAGGUGGUUCAGAUUGAUUUGGCAUGAAUGAAGCUUCUUAAAAUGUUUACCACUCUCAGAGCAUUUGUACGUAGAUACAAGUCAUAUUUUGAAAAGCUCUAUUUUGACUCUAGCUGAUCAUGUACCUUUCAAAUGGUUAUUUCAUUUUUGUGACAGACUCAAAUUUCAGUAAUAAAAAGCAAAAAAAA